AUGGUCGUCUUCCGUUCACGAGUCGCGAGCACCCUCCUGCUCUUGGCUUCAUGUCUAGUCAAUGUCCCAUCCGCAAUAGCAUACUCGUCGCGCGACCGCCCAAAUCACCGGAAUCAUUGGCUCCACCCUCCCAAUCCACCAACUGUUGGCCGGACUUCGCUUGCGAACGCGACAUUCACCCAAUAUAUUGACCAUGACAAGCCAGAGCUUGGAACCUUCGAACAGUUCUACUACUAUUCCAACGAGCACUGGAAAGGCCCAGGGUCGCCCGUUGUGCUUAUGACACCAGGAGAGGUCAACGUCACGGGCUACAACUCUUACCUUACCACAAACCGGACCACUGGAGUAAUUGCGGAAGCAAUUGACGCCGCCGUUGUGAUCAUCGAGCACCGCUACUGGGGUGUUUCUUCUCCUUAUGCCGAUCUGUCUACGGAGAAUCUGCAGUAUCUGACGCUGAAGAACUCAAUUGCGGAUUUAGUGCACUUUGCGAAAACUGUCAAGCUUCCGUUCGACCCGCAUGGUACCAGCCAGGCUCAUCGGGCACCUUGGGUUCUUGUCGGAGGUUCUUACAGUGGUGCAUUGACUGCAUGGGUGGCAUCCACUUCUCCGGGAACAUUCUGGUCUUACCUAGCCUCAAGCGCUGUGGUCGAGAUUACCGGCAACUUCUGGCAGUAUUUCCUUCCGGUCCAAGAAGGGAUGCCGAAGAAUUGCAGCAAAGACAUGUCACUCAUUGUGGAUCACGUUGACAAGAUCGGUACAGAUGGCUCGGAUGACGAGAAAUUUGCUCUCAAGGAUAUGUUUGGUCUUGGUGAAGUCGAGCACUUCGAAGAUUUCGCUUCGGCUUUGCAAAACGGUCCUUGGCUUUGGCAAGGAAACCAAUUCUACAAGAACACGGGCUUCUUUGACUACUGCGAUGCAGUCGAGAACGUGGGAAGUGGAACUGUUCCUGGUGCCGAGGGAGUGGGUCUCGAAAAGGCCCUCGCAGGCUAUGCAAGCUUCUUCAACGACACCAUCUUGCCCGGUUUCUGUGAAGGAUACGGCUACUUCGAGGGCGGCUACAAUGUGGAAUGUUUUGACACUUUCAACGGAUCCAACCCCAUGUUUACUGACCAUACGCUGAGCAACGUCGUCGAUAGGCAGUGGGUGUGGUUGACUUGCAACGAGCCGUUCGGGUACUGGCAAACGGGUGCACCUAAAGAUCGUCCGUCAAUUGUGUCACGUCUCGUCGACGAGGAGUACUGGGUCCGUCAAUGUGGCCUUUUCUUCCCAGAAGAGAAUGGUUUUACCUACGGUUUGAGUGGAGGACGGACCUAUGAAGCAGUGAAUGAUUUCACCGGUGGCUGGGAUGCAACCAAGAUUCCUCGUCUGGUAUACGGAAACGGGGGCAACGAUCCUUGGCGCGAGGCGACCGUUUCCGCGGAACUGCGUCCCGGAGGACCUUUCAAAGGCACCAAGGAGACUCCGGUCAAGGUCGUACCUGGCGGGUAUCACACGUCGGACCUUGUGACUGCAAACGGCGUAGCCAACGCGGGCGCGCAAGCAGUCAUUGAUUUCGAGGUCCAGCAGAUCAAAGAAUGGGUGAAGCAAUGGCCUGGCCACUAUUGA
Molecule: messenger RNA, 1605 nt
Organism: Mytilinidion resinicola
Lineage: Eukaryota; Fungi; Ascomycota; Dothideomycetes; Mytilinidiales; Mytilinidiaceae
Product: putative serine peptidase
Exons: 4
Coding region: 1-1605 (534 amino acids)
Biological process (GO): proteolysis
Molecular function (GO): dipeptidyl-peptidase activity; serine-type exopeptidase activity
Source: RefSeq, a predicted model, not a curated record